Molecule: messenger RNA, 6927 nt
Organism: Trichoplusia ni (cabbage looper)
Lineage: Eukaryota; Metazoa; Arthropoda; Insecta; Lepidoptera; Noctuidae
Gene: otu
Product: putative bifunctional UDP-N-acetylglucosamine transferase and deubiquitinase ALG13
Exons: 16
Coding region: 527-3100 (857 amino acids)
Biological process (GO): protein deubiquitination
Molecular function (GO): cysteine-type deubiquitinase activity
Source: RefSeq, a predicted model, not a curated record
UUUCAGAAAAAAAAUGACGUGUAGCGAUUUAUUCGAUCAAAUACCAAAUAAAUGUGUGUGUGUGUAAUACAAAUACAGUGCUGGUGAUUUUUUUAACAGCAGUAGAUUAAAAGAACAAAAAUUAAAACCUAUUUAUUUUUAUUUAACAAGAUGAAACAGUUAGUCUAUGACAGUUCUCUAUGGCAGAGCUUUUUGUCAAGGCCUACAAAUUAUUAUUAUUACUUCCCACAAUAGCACCUUGUCUAGCAUUGACAAAACGCAAGUGAAACAGCAAGAUAGAAAUACGACUUCUGUUAAAAAGAGACAACAUAUGACUACCAGGAACGCGUUUCUAGUAUGGUAACAUUCUUGCAAAAAUGCCGUCGUCUUGUAAAUUUUGAUUUGCUUCCCGCCGGCUCUUGACGGUUUGCUUUUGGCACGUGCAAUUUUCGUUAGAUUUUCGUAAAAUACAACUUUGCAAAUAUAAUACAGUUAAACACUGAUGCUGACAGUUGGGAUAUAUUAUUUCGAUUGCUAGCAGUGUACAAUGUCGCCUUCUCCGAUCCGCUGUCGCGGGCCUUGGAAAAUACACAAGCGUUCCUCGGAGCCCGACAGAUGGUUGGAUGAGAUGGGAUUUUUCCGUAAACAUACAGCUAGAGACUCUAGCUGUCUUUUUCGCGCUGUCUCUGAAAACAUGUUUAACACCCAGCGAUACUUUCAUAAAGUCCGACUGGACUGCGUUCAGUUCAUGGCUACUAAGAGGCACCUCUUCGAAGGGUCAUUGACUUGUCCAUUUGAAAAUUAUCUCAAAGAGAUGUCAAACCCAUCCGAGUGGGGUGGGUUAAUUGAAAUAUCGGCCAUGAGCCACCUCUAUAGACGUGACUUUGUUAUAUUUGAAGCUAACAAGGGUCCACAAACAAAAAUAUGCAAUGGUUAUGGAAACCCAAUAUACCUGUUUUACUCCCCUGACACUAAGCACUUUGAUGUGGUGUACACUAAAGAUUUCAUAAAUACAUCAUCAUACUGCCAGUCAUUGGUAUAUGAAAUUCUUUACGAUGGAGUAUAUCAACUAAAAGAUUUAUCUUACGCCGUUGAUAAAAUGCUUCACGACAAAGUUCCCACCAACCAUAUCGAGUACUUUAUGUCGGAGAAUGUCGAGCGUCGUAAAAAGCAAAAGGAAAGAGCUAAGAUUUUCAUCGAAGCCGCCGACGAUGACAAAGACAGAAACAACAAUGCUUUAGCGCUUAAAUGCAAGCAUCACACGGAAGACCUAGAAAGAGCCAGCCUCUUAAAAGAAUCCCUAAGUAUCUUCGUAUUUAAUCGUAGUCUGAUUCAGCUCGAAAACGUGUGCAUGAAUUGUCUGAACGUAAACAGCGCUAAAGAUUUACUCGAUAAUGGAAUCACACCAUUUCCAUACAAGGUUGCUAAAGCACUAGACCCCGAUAUCUAUAGGAACAUUGAAUUUGAUGUCUGGAGUGAGUUGAGACGAGAAAUGCGUUAUGGCGCAAGAUAUUCGGAUGGGACGACUCUCCAAGUGGGUGUAAAAUGUUUGUGUAAGCUGCAGCCCGAUCAGACGGUCCCGUACCACUGCCAUAUUCAGGAGAUGAGGCCCGACGGCGGACCGUGCCUCGUGUUUAUUGAGGAGUUGGGGGAGAAGCGAGUCGUGAACUUUGAGCAGUUGGAACCGCUGCCUAUUGACGAGAUAAGGCCCUGGGCUCCCCCGUACAGAUACUCACGAGCCCACUCUCAGUUCCUGACUCUAAGCCAAAUGUUGCAGCAAAUAGGCAACAUCACUCGAAAGCAAGGUCUGAGCAAGGCCCGGAACAAGUCUAAAGUGGCAACAGACGACAAGAGCACGGAAAAAGCGAUCAAACCGAACAAAGUUUCGUGGAACGAAGAGACUGAGCUAUCCUUCCAAAACAACGUCGAUUUCACAUACCAACACCUGGACUUUCUAAACUUUGAACCGAUGCCUGUUGAAGUUGAAGCACUGCCCCUGAUGGUGGACUGUCGGCCGGGCGCGGGUGCUCCGCCCCACGAGCUUGCGCACACCCAGCCGAAUGGCGGUGCGCCCUCUGAGAACCACCAUAAUCAGGCGGGCGGUAGCGGCGACAUGGGCGCCCACGGCAUCGCGUCCCCCGCGUCCGUGCGCGCCUCCACGCCGGCCAACACCAACACGCUCACCACCUAUACCAACAUGAACCCGGGCGGUGGGGGCGCGGGAGUGGGCGCGGGGGUGGGCGCGGGCGUGGGCGGCGGGUACGCGGUGGGGCCGGGCGGGGCGUGCGCGCCCUACGUGUGCGGCCUGCCGCCCGCGCCGCUGGCGCCGCCACCGCCGCCGCCGCCGCACGGCGUCAACCCGCACGUCUACAAGAGCGUGCAGGCCAACGGCGCCGACCUGCCCAUGAACGAUAUCCCGACGCUUCGCUACUACUUCAAUCUGGGGGUAGACUGCAUGUGGGCGGCAUAUGGACCUCCACCACCGCACCCGCCCCCUCGACACUACUCGCCUCGGGAUCUUGCACAAGACAUGCAGCAAAUUUCGCUUCACGACCGUCCUUUGAUGAACCACACCGGUGGCGAGCAAAACCAUAAGCACAAGACCGGCCAGGCUUCCGACAAGCCACCGCUCACCGCACAAGGCAAGGGCAACGGACAGCGCCCACUCUUAGGACCCAGAUUCAAACGGGGUGGCAACCAGGACGGUAACCAGAAUUCAAACCACAACCCGAACAAACACAACAACAAUAUGGGCAACAAAGGUCCUAAUAACCGCCGCAACUCCCACACGGACGGCCGCAACAGCGUCCACAUGGGCUACAACAGCGGCGGCGGCGAGGGCGAGUGCGUCAUGGAGCAGCCUCUGCUCACUCUGCCGUACAUCCCGUACCCGCCGCCCAUGUACCCCAUACAGUACUACCCCGUCGAGACCGACCCAGCCAUGAUGGGCAUAAUGGGCGGCAUGGGCUAUGUGGGCUACGAGGAGGGCGUGUACGAGGGCGGCAUGCAGCCGUACUACGCGCCGCACGCGCCGCACGCGCCGCACGGCCCGCACGCGCCGCACGCGCCGCACUACCCGCCGCCGCACGCGCACCACCCGCACCACGCCGACCACAAGUAACCAGCGGGACUCAGCCCACGCCAGUACGUCGGUGGCCAGACGAUGGACAAUGUUAUCAAGUCAUAACCUAGUGAACGCUUGCUCUCACGGCGGUUUACAUUAUCGCUGCAACCAUUUAAGCGCGGUCAUUUUUUCGUACUAAAAUAUUAAUCCAUGGUCUGCUCAACGAUCAAACAACAUUUUCCAUCGUAGUAAUCUACAGUUUGAUGUCGCGCCGUAACUUCAUUAUUUAUUUGCGACGAGUCUGAGGCUAAGGUCAGUUCAACCAUUCGACGGCCUAUCAGUACUUUUCAAUUUAUAUUUUGGUUUCGUAUUAUAACUUCGCUGAUUCAUAUAACCUCAAAAACAUUAUAUCUGGUCUAAAUGCUUUAACCGGCCCGAUAUUAUCAGGAAUAUUCAGGUAAUCGACUAAAUUUACCUAUACUAAUAUAACAGGCCGAACCAGAAACCUCUUCAUUGCAGAGAAAUUUAAAUAAGUCGAUUAUUUGAAUGGUCACAAAUUAUACCUGGUAAUUGCCGUUACUGGAACAUUGCAAGAUUCUAAAGUUAAACAGUAUUUGUAAAAGCUAAUACUACUAGCACUUUUCUAUUUAGCUGCUGCUUCGCCACCACCUUCAAGCGACGCAACAGUACAAAGCUAUAUUUACAAUAGAGUUCACGAAGUAACAGAGUCCAAUAAUUGAUCUAUUUCAAAUUAUUCAGCGUAAAUUUUAGAAACAUUUACCUAAAACUUUCUGAUUUAAGUUAUCAUGCAGGCUUUUCUUGUCGCUUGAAGGUGGUCUAUUGGUCUAUUGGAUAUUUUUAAGUACCUACUAACAACUUGAACAAGUACAAAGUUGGUAAAAAUUCCAAUGAUUUUUAAGUUCAAAUAUCGGGUAUUUAAUAUAUAUCCCCAGUUCUCACAGUUACUGCACGUUUUUAUGCAUAAUAUUAUGUCCCAUUUGCUGAGCAAAUUGGGUAUGUAUAUAAAUAUUCAGUUGUGAGAACUCAUUAAACUUUAUAUACAACGAAACUAUGGACAAAUGCAGUUCUGGAAUAGCUUUUUCCCAAAGUUUUCAGAAUACUUCGGAUUAACGUGCCAAUAAUGUAAAUAUAGAAACAAAUAGUUCAUUGUAUAUUAAGUUGCAACAAGAGUCGGCCGAGAUUCAUAAGAUUUUUACGUAUUUAAACUUUUUAAGUGUCUUAAAGUAGCAAUAAAAAUCCAUUUGUCUCGGCUGACUUAAACAGUCCUACGAGUCCGAUGAGACUUGCUUGUAACACAGGGGACUUAUCGUUACCACACAACGACAAACUUCAUCGAAAUAAAUAUAUACGAUUUUCGAUGAACAAUAACUUAUAAUAUAACGAAACAUUCGAAAGACUUGUCAGUGUUGUUCAGUGAUGCUGUGCUGUGUGGUACAUAAAUACAAAGUUUGGCACAGUCGCUGGCGUCAAUUACAUAAACAAUAAUUCCAAAAACUGUCAAUUGAAAGAUUUCAUUUAGUUGUAAAUGCUUUAGAUACAUCCUGUAAGGAUGAACAAAUUAAACAUUUUGGGGACCAUAGUGUAGCAUUUGAUGCGGCUAGACCCCACGCACAGCACAGCAUUAUUAGUUUGUUAUUUAUUACGAUACGGAAGUAAAUGUAUGUGACAUGUAACUGUCUUAAAAUUUUGUAAAUUUGUUUUGUAACUGUACUUAAGCGAGGAGAUUAAUAAUGGAAGGUUUUGUAAAGAUACGUGAGAUUCGGAACCUGCUAGAAUUUGAAUCGCGUUAGACUGAAUUGUGAACAACCCUUUUUGAAACUCUUUAACAAUCCCGAUUAUUGUCGUGCACCUUUUGUGAUCAUUGUCGACUGAUACCUUGGCCCGUUUUUGUAUUCGAUAUUUUUAAUUGAUAAAAUCCAUUUCGAAAUUGAAAUUUUGAUCCCUAAGUGUUCAUUGGUGCUGCAAAAUUACCUGGUACAGGGUUUACGAAGUAUUUUUGUAUGGUACGGCAUUAUACAUACAUACAAUUUUGCGUAGUAGUUAGGCGCUGUAUAUCAUUCCUUAUAAUGUAAGGUGAAACUGUAAAUUUUAAGCCAAUGUAAUGUAGUUUUACGUCGCAAAUUUAAGUUUCUGUCUCUAUGGUUUUCAAUUAAUCACUAUCACGAAUACUUCGCAUUGACCCGUUGACAAAACUUAUUACAAGAGUCACGCAUCUAGGACAUAUUAUAUAAACAUGUUAGUCUCAUGUAUAGUGAUUAGUCGAUUACUUUGGCUUGCUCUUAGUUUAGUUAGAAAUAAGUCAACAUGGUUUCACUUGCCGAAAUUUAAGGCUCACACUACGAGUAGGUUUACUUUAAAUAUAUUACCCAGAUCUCAGGCUCACGAUUUGAUCGCAUACCUUUUGAAUCUCUCAUUUUUAACAAAUUUCAGCACUUAGUAUUAAAAGUUAAUUAAACAACGUGAACAGAAAGUAUCCUACUUUGAUCUCAUAAAUGUCAUUUGUAAGAAAACCUUGGUGCUUGGGUAGUUGUUUAUAUUUUUUUUCCUUUUAAGUGUUCUAAAUUCCUCUUACAAUAUUAUAUUAUAACAUGCAUUGAUGCAGUUUACAUUGUUAUUAGUAAACGAUUUUAUGUAGCUCCACUUUCACCUGACAAUUAUGUAUUUUUCGAAACACCUAAACCAGUACGUAAUUUGUUUAUUUUUUUCUCUACGUGGCACCUAGUCUCUGCAUUUACUAUCCUAAGUUAGGUUUGCAUUUAUCGCGUCUUAGAGGCUGGAGAAAUAUCAAUGGAGCUGAAGAAAAACUUGGAAUCUCCUUGGGAGGUAGAGUUGCUGGUGGUAUGUAUGUAAUACGCCUUAUUCAAUGUAUGUAUUUAAUUGUCCCCUUCAUAGUAGACACCCCUAGUUAGACACUCUCAAGAAGAGGGCGUUCCAUUCGGAACUGUCGGCAUAACACCGUCCGGCUGAAAAAAAAGGCUCGACACGUAUUUUUGGAAAGUUUAUAUAAAUAAUGGCUGUGAUUCGGGUGUAAUCUCAGCAAAGCCUAGAAGGAAGUAUGGUUGUAAAACUAAACAUAGCUAUGUCAUAGUUUAUUAUGUCUCUCUCGCGGUAACCAUAUGGUAUGUAUUAUCUAAAUGUCUGUAAAUUAUAAUAUAUGGUUUCGGAAUUGAUAAGGUUGGUGUUAAAUUCCGCCCAAGAUUCCUGGCUCUUACUUCCUAUUCUAGCAAACGUAUAUUACUUAUGUACGUGUACCACGUAAAGUUAUAUAUUUAUCAUAAAGUACUACAUAACAAAAUUUUGAUUGUUUGUACAGAGCGUUGUUAAAAUUAUAGAAAAAUACAAAAAAAAAGAAAUAAGUGUACCGUAUAUAAGUAUGUGUGAUGUUUAAUGUAAAGUCAUUUUUGGUGUUUCAGUAUUAGUUUUAAAUCACUAGGAGUUAGAACUUUAUGUUAGUCGUUAAUUAAUGUUUACGUAACUAUAGUUUAGCGUUACUUUAUUUAAGUAUAUACCGUCAGUUACUUUGUAAUCUCGUGCACGCUGGGGCGUGAUUUAUAUAUUUUUUGUUCUCACUGUAGUUAGUAAUGUUUGUUUGUGCCAACUUUGAUGUAUUUUAUGUAAAUUGGCAGUGACUUCCGUGAACAACAACUUAACGAUCAACGUGACUGCCAAAGAACAAAUUUCUUGUUAUCAUAUCAACAUAAACAUGCAGAAAUACAAUAAUUGUGUUGUGAAUAUACUAUAUGGAUAGAUGUACGUCUUAAAUAUGGUUGUACAGUGCUCAAAGUUAGCGUUAUGUCCGCCUUUGAGAUGUUAUUUGUAAUUUUUUUCCAAAUUCCAUCAAAUAAAAGUCAACUGAUUUUUUA